Messenger RNA from Aspergillus homomorphus CBS 101889, 336 nucleotides. RefSeq lists its product as uncharacterized. The transcript is spliced from 3 exons. NCBI's taxonomy places the organism in Eukaryota, Fungi, Ascomycota, Eurotiomycetes, Eurotiales, Aspergillaceae. The record is from RefSeq and is a predicted model, not a curated record. Bases 1 to 336 code for a protein of 111 amino acids.
AUGGACAAACCGACGCUAUCGCUGAAGGUAUUCUGCGUGUCGGAAUGGUUCUUCGCCGUCGCGGUGACCAGCUUCCGGCUGGCGAUCCUGUGCUUCUACCUGGAGCUGUUCCGCGGCACCUGGUUCCGCUGGAGCACGAUCGUCAUCAUGGUGAUCGUGGUGCGGUACUUCAUCGCCUCGCUGCUGACCAUCGCGCUGCUCUGCCGCCCCGAUUCGCGCCAACUGGGACCUAACAGUCACAGAGACGUGCGGCAACCUCUCGCAGACCGAAUGUCCAAGGAGAAGAAAGUUGGAGUCGCGGUGGCGUUUCUGUUUGGGUUGAGGUAUGAUGCAUGA